Symbiodinium necroappetens is the source of this 966-nucleotide messenger RNA. NCBI's taxonomy places the organism in Eukaryota, Dinophyceae, Suessiales, Symbiodiniaceae. The record is from the annotation of a GenBank genome assembly.
AUGGCGCAGAGGUACCCUUUUGGAGUUUUAGGCGAUUCGUCGCUGUACUGCAAGGGCCCCAACAAGAAGCCCAGGAAGCUGGGAAACCGUCUGCAGGAGCUGCUUGGUGCCAGCGUCUGGUACGAGGCGAUAGCGUGUGCAGGUGUGGCCCAACUCCUUCACAGGAUCCGAUCAGGUCCUGAAGUUGGCACGCUGGGUGUGUCCUACUUCGGGAACGACAUCAUGCUCGGCCCGAUCAAAGAGCAAGUGGAGGCAGACUGGAGGGAGUUCAUACGUGCCGUGAAGCUGAAAUCGCAACAGGCUGUUUUCGUGAUCGGUGGCUUUGCCGCGAAGUAUCGGGGCCUGGAGCUCUCCGCAGACUAUGACCACAACCUCGAAUAUGUGAGGAGUCUCGUGGAGAGCGAAGGUUUCUACGUGACAGACUUACGGCAGAAGGUGCAGAAGUGGAGGCUCUGCAGCGAUGGCGUCCACUGGCACGACGAUGAAAAGGAGGACGUCUGCGCCACCUGGGUCCGCCUGCUGCAGGGCGAAGUCUUCGAAGCUCCCUUCCCCGACUUCCCGGAGGAGACCGAGGCGGUCGAGGAGGACUCCAUGGACUCCUUGGAGUCGCUGCCCAAGCGGCCUUUGCCUCUGGAGGACUCGGAGAGGCAAGCCAAGACCAAGACCUUCUCCGUCACGGUCUUCCGCCAGAAUCCUUAUGAUAGGCUCGGGAUCCGUAUGGAGGCCGUCUCUGGAGAAGGCUACAGCUCUGCAGCUCGCGUGCGGAAGAUCCUGGAAGGUGGCCUCAUCGACCGAUGGAACCGGAUGCAAGAGGAGAAUGGCCUCCACGGAUGGGGAGUCCAGGUCGACGAUGUCAUCAUCGGCAUGAACGGGCAGCACGAGUUCUCAACAAGCAGCCUGGAAUUUCAGACCGCCACCGUGCUCAACCUACUGGUCAUGCGGGACACGUCUUACAUAGAAGCCUAA